This is a messenger RNA of Schizophyllum commune H4-8, 713 nucleotides long. Its product is annotated as 60S ribosomal protein L32. Gene Ontology annotation, biological process: translation. The record is from RefSeq and is a predicted model, not a curated record. The transcript has 6 exons. The coding region runs from base 28 to 414 and encodes 128 amino acids. Gene Ontology annotation, cellular component: ribosome; cytosolic large ribosomal subunit. NCBI's taxonomy places the organism in Eukaryota, Fungi, Basidiomycota, Agaricomycetes, Agaricales, Schizophyllaceae. Gene Ontology annotation, molecular function: structural constituent of ribosome.
GUCCGCCCUCAAGAAAACGCCUCCGCCAUGGCCGUCAAGAUCCCCAUCGUCAAGAAGCGCACGAACAAGUUCAAGCGCCACCAGUCGGAUCGCUACCACUCGGUGAAGGAGGCAUGGAGGAAGCCUAAGGGUAUCGACAACAGGGUCCGGCGCCGCUUCAAGGGCCAGACGGCCAUGCCCAAGAUCGGUUACGGCAGCAACAAGAAGACCCGGCAUGUGCUCCCGAACGGCCUGAAGAAGUUCCUGGUCAGCAACACCCGGGAGGUGGACCUGCUCUUGAUGCACAACCAGAGCUACGCGGCCGAGAUCGCCCACAACGUCUCUUCCCGCAACCGGACUGCGAUCCUCGAGCGCGCGAAGGUGCUCGGCGUCAAGGUCACCAACUCGGCUGCCCGCCUCCGGUCAGAGGAGUAAAAUCGUCGCAUGCUCGUAUUUCUGCCGCGCUUUCCUCUCAUAUAUCAUCAUGUAUUGCAUAUGCCGGAGCAAUCCACCCAUGCGACUAUGCCACCAUCCGCAUCUUUUAGCAUGAACGCUGUGUGGCCCACUGGAUCUUCAUGUUCACAAACCCCCCAUUGACCGCGAGUUUCAAGCGUGUUUAAUUAUGAGGUGGUCCUUCGUGGGGUAGCCCAUGAGAGAUAGAAUAGACAUCAGGGUGUCGCGUAUAGUACCAUCUCUGAGCAUCAUUGUGGCCCUAUCGAUGGGCCAACUCUCGC